UAAAUCCACAUUCUAUGCAUAUCUCAAGCACAAGCAUAACAAAACAAAAUUCUUCAACCAUAUUAUUCAAAAAUGAAAGGGUGUUCUUUUGUUACUAAUGUUCAUGAUUUCACUUUUUCUCCUUCUUUGAUUUGUUCUAACUCUCUUAUUCCAUUCCAAAGUAAUGUUUUUCCUAGUAAUGUGACAUUGAAACCAUUGAGAGCAAAGGUGUGCAUUUCUCAUAAACAAAAAGGUAAAAGUGAAUUUGUUGUGGGAUGUGCUAGUUGGGGAUUAGUGAAUGAGUUUAAGAGAGAACUAGAAGAAGGUGAAACUAAUGAUGAAAAGGGUAAAAGUGGAAUAACAAGGUAUAGAGAAAAGUGUGGAGAAAGGGAAGGGGUUGUAGAGUUGUUGGAGUGUUUGGAAAAGGAAGCAAUAAUGGGUGAUGAUGAAGGUAAAGAGCCUAAUGAUUAUAAUCGAAGGGCACAGAUAUUUGAUAAAAGCUCUCAAGUAUUUCAAGCACUUAAGGAAUCAAAUGAUCAUGUUUGAAUUAAUAGUUAAUUUGAUAUAGGGUUUUGACUCUAAUAUUUGUAUUUGAUAUUAGCAUAUAGUGACAAAUUUGUGUAUUACUCUAAAAACCCUCUUUUGUGUACCUUUUCUGAUUUAAAGAGUUGAGUUGGUGAUUAAUGUGUAUAUUUUGAUGGGUGUUUCUUUCAUCAAAUAUGCAUCUAGAAAUAGGACAAAGGUGUGAUGUUUUUUAUAUCAAAAUCUGACCAUAUGAAUGGGAAAAUUGAUCAACUUUGGAGCUGGUACCUGCGGAGUCUGAUGAAGAACAAGAACUAAAUUGUUAUGAUUUCUUUUUGUUGUAGUUGUCUUUUCAUAAUUUUAAUGUAAUCUAUGAUUCUUCUUCUUUUCUUAUGAAUAAUUUUACGUUGGAUAUCAAUGACUUGUAAAUGAAAUGUCAAUGAUCUCCACCAAGUUCAUGCUUUCAAGUUUUUUUAU
Molecule: messenger RNA, 978 nt
Organism: Medicago truncatula (barrel medic)
Lineage: Eukaryota; Viridiplantae; Streptophyta; Magnoliopsida; Fabales; Fabaceae
Exons: 1
Coding region: 73-525 (150 amino acids)
Cellular component (GO): chloroplast
Source: RefSeq, a predicted model, not a curated record